AACUCCAAAAGAAAGACAUGAAGGCUGGAAUCCUGAGCUGUGCACCCCAGGGCCUAGAUCCCACAGUGGCUAGAAUGGGGCCCUCGGAACCCUUGGGUGGGCAUUCUCUUGUUGCUGUGGCAGCAACAGAUCCAUUAGGGAGUUGAGGGAGUGAGGUUAAAGGGUUUAGGAGGGGCCGAGCACAUGGGGGAACUUGGCGAACACCAGGCCAGUUUGCUGAAUGGGCCUGUCACAGAGGCUAAGGCUUCGGCUGGGCUAGAUCACAGGCAGAGCAAUGGAAGUUUGAGUAAUGGCAACUUGGGCUUUCGGAGUGCAUCAUUUGAGAGCCACUGGCUUCAGGGCUCCCCGGGCACCUCACGGCUAGCCCCAGAAGACCCAGAGGAGGAGAUUCCCCCGGAGGAGGUGGCUGAGGAAGAGCUCAGCAUGGCCCCCAUUCUGAAUGAUGCUCUUGGACGAGACUUGGAGGUGGACGUGGUUGAAAUGAGCCAGCUGUCUAUCAAUGAACGGACUCCCAGCUUCUCCACAGCCAAGAGCAGGAGAAAGAGGGGCCAGAGGCUUCUGGAACUGGCCAAGCCCAAGAACAACUGGCAACACAUGAGAGACAGGCCCUCUGUGUACUGGACUGAGCGGUUUACCGAGGACACCACCUUGACCGUCACAGUCCCUGCUGUGUCCCGCAGAGUGGAGGAACUUUCGAGGCCCAAGCGGUUCUACCUGGAAUAUUACAACAACAACAGGACCACGCCCAUCUGGCCCAUCCCUCGGUCCACUUUGGAGUACCAACCUUCUAACCGGCUGAAGCAACUGGCUACUCCAAAAAUCCGAAACAACAUCUGGAGCAUUGACAUGUCCGAGGUUUCCCAGGUAUCCAGAGCAGCCCAGAUGGCAAUCCCCACCCCACGGACCCUUCAGCUGGCAAAGCCCAGGCCUCCAGCCACCCUUGCGGAAGAGUGGGACCCUAUGCCAAAACGCAAGCCUUACGUGUCAGACUACAGCCGCCUCCUUCAGCUGGCCACACCCAAGGCUAUGUCAGAAAAGUGCGUUCCUGACCGAAAUCCUCAGUGGGAGGUCCUGGAUGUCACCAAGAAAGCAGUGGCCAGUUCACGGAUCGUCUCCCUGGCCCAGCCCAGGAUUCGAAAGGACCUCAACGAGGGUUACAACCCGUACUACAUCUCCCCAGCCUCUCUGGCGGCCGAGGCGUCUCCUCGCAUUAACGAACUUGCCACCCCCAAAUACAUCACCAAGAAAGUCUGAUAGCCAGGCCUACUCCAGCUCACCCCUA
Molecule: messenger RNA, 1282 nt
Organism: Acomys russatus (golden spiny mouse)
Lineage: Eukaryota; Metazoa; Chordata; Mammalia; Rodentia; Muridae
Gene: Spmap2
Product: theg spermatid protein
Biological process (GO): spermatogenesis
Source: RefSeq, a predicted model, not a curated record